Molecule: messenger RNA, 1202 nt
Organism: Manihot esculenta (cassava)
Lineage: Eukaryota; Viridiplantae; Streptophyta; Magnoliopsida; Malpighiales; Euphorbiaceae
Product: protein LIFEGUARD 4
Exons: 4
Coding region: 237-965 (242 amino acids)
Cellular component (GO): membrane
Source: RefSeq, a predicted model, not a curated record
UCAUCACACUCCACUUGUCUCUUCCCCAACCUUCCACGUUUCGCCUAUGACCCCCUUCCGCACGGAAUAUAUAUUCGCGACGCAUCUUCAUCUCUCUCCUGGAAUCGAAACCGCCCAGCGUGCGUGAUUGCGUUACCUCUCUUCUUCGCCUUCAUUCCCCAAUCAUAAUCAAAACCCUGAUAAAACUCUCCUUCCCAUUUCAUCAUUUACAUUGGUGUUCUUCUCAAGUAAGCAAGAUGUGGGCCCAGCCGUACCGAAAGAGUGACGUGGAGGCCGGCACCAGACCUCUUUAUCCGAUGAUGCUGGAGAGCCCGCAGCUCCGGUGGGCAUUCAUUAGGAAAGUCUAUUCAAUCCUAUCCUUCCAGUUGCUGGCGACAAUCGCAGUUGCCUCCGUCGUGGUUUCUGUCCAUCCGAUUGCGAAUUUCUUUGUUAGUACAGGGACCGGCCUGGCACUCUACAUAGUCCUCAUUAUUACUCCUUUUGUUGCUUUAUGCCCAUUGUACUACUACCACCAGAAGCAUCCGGUGAAUUAUCUUCUUCUUGGGAUUUUUACUAUCUCUCUUUCUUUCGCUGUCGGAUUAACUUGUGCUUUCACCAGCGGGAAGGUUAUUCUGGAAUCAGUUAUUUUGACAACUGUAGUGGUCCUGAGUCUUACUCUAUACACAUUCUGGGCAGCAAGGAGAGGCCAUGAUUUCAACUUUCUUGGCCCGUUUUUGUUUGGUGCUGUCCUUGUUCUCAUGGUGUUUGCUUUGAUCCAGAUUCUUUUUCCGUUGGGCAGAAUUUCUGUCAUGAUCUAUGGGUGUCUGGCUUCAAUAAUCUUCUGUGGGUACAUUAUAUACGACACGGACAACUUAAUCAAGCGUUACUCAUAUGACGAGUACAUUUGGGCUUCUGUGAGUUUGUAUUUGGAUGUCAUUAAUCUCUUCCUCUCGUUGCUCACCCUAUUCAGGGCUGCUGAGAGCUAAGAUUAUUGUACAAGUUCUGUGCGUGUUAUCCGUUAUUAGGAGAGAUUAUUAUCAAUUUGUAAAUGCGACGAUAAGUUUCCUCCCUCCCAGCGGAACCUUGUAACUUUGAAAGAAGUGCCAAAGUUCUGAGAAAUUCUGUUGAUUGUAUUAUAAAUAGUUGGCAGCUGAAUUUACACUUGCACUAUAAUUUAUAAUUUAUACGAUUUAAUCAAGUAAAAUUUCAAUUUCAAUUUCAAU